AAAACGGUUCUUCCGCUGCCGGUAGACUGAACGUGAGGUACCAAGAAGAAGAAGAAAAAGCAGAAGUGUCUAUAACGUCGAAACAAUCACAGAUAGACCUUUUUAUGACACCGAGUUACAGCGGAGAAAAAUAAUAAAAUCAUCGUGUACAAGAUCUGUCGAAGCCAAUCCACUCCAGCAGGUGACCGACAAUGGCUGUGAACGUGUACUCAACCUCAGUGACCAGUGACAACUUAAGUCGUCAUGACAUGUUGGUCUGGAUCAAUGAGUCUCUACAGAUGAACCUCACGAAGAUAGAAAUGUUGUGUUCAGGUGCUGCCUACUGCCAGUUCAUGGACAUGCUGUUCCCCGGCUCUGUGCCUCUGAAGAAAGUUAAAUUUGGUGCCAAGCUGGAGCAUGAAUACAUCCACAACUUCAAGCUUCUGCAGGUUUCCUUCAAAAAGAUGGGGGUCGACAAAAUAAUUCCAGUAGACAAACUGGUGAAGGGGAAGUUCCAGGACAACUUUGAGUUUGUUCAGUGGUUUAAGAAGUUCUUUGAUGCCAACUACGAUGGGAAGGAGUACGACCCGGAGGAGGCGAGGCGCGGCCAGGAUGCCAUGCCCAUACCCAACACUGCCACAUCAGCUCUCGCCAAAACCCCUAAAAAGGCCCUCAAUCAAGCUCCUCAGAGGCCACCUGUUGCCAAGGUAGCGCCCAAGUUGGCUCAUGUCAGCGCCAGAAAGCCAGGGAUGGGAGGAGGCGAUGAGGAGAGGGCGGAGCUCUUAAAUGAGAUGGAGAUCCUGAAAUCAACCAUUCAGGACAUGGAGAAGGAGAGAGACUUUUAUUUUGGAAAGCUGCGAAACAUUGAGCUGAUUUGCCAGGAGAAGGAAGGAGAGGGCGACCCCACACUGCAGAGGAUCAUCGACAUCCUUUACGCCACAGACGAGGGUUUUGUGAUACCUGAUGCUGAGGAGCAGGAGGAGUUUUAAUAUUCAAGACUGCAAGCAACUUUUCACUUAGAUGCUCUGGUCUACACCUCGAGAUCCUUCCUCAAGCCAAGACAGCCAGUUUGGUUUUAUAUCCAACACCAAACCUGAUCUUGACUUGUGCCCCCCCUCCCACCCCAAACCCUAAACCCCAACCUGCCGGAUUUCUUCCUCCUAAGCCUUCAACUGCCGUACAGCUCCUUCUUCCCUGAAACAUCUUUUUACCAAUAAUCAACAAAGCCUCGGUCACUGCCUCCUCUUCCUCCAGUCCCCCCCCUACCCCCCCUACCCUCACCUGUAAUCCCAUCCUUCCCAAAACCAGAUCAUGCAGUACAUAUCUGGUUUUUGUAAUGGACUUGAGUGUGAAAAACACGGUGAUGUUCUCUGUGUGUGCGUGUGUGAGUGUGUAUACGUAUGUGCGUGUGUGGUUGUAUGUGUUUAAAAAAAAUCAAUUUGAAACAAAUCAAGCGUGAAGAACCUCCUCUGAAGACCCGGCUGUCAGGUCACCAAUCACUUUGUCCCAAACUAACCCAGAUCGUUUGAUGGCGCUGUAGCCGCUUUGUGCCUCUGCUGUUGACACUGAGUUUUAAUUAUUUGGAGAAAGAUGCACGCACAGAAGAAAAAGAAAAUACACAUUCCCAACUUGAACACUUAGUUUUGCAUCAAUUUGAACCAAACCUGAGGCGUAUCUUGUAUUAUUUUUCCUAGCUGGUCCCUAUUUUACUUAUACUAACAAUGAGUUGACUUCAUGGAGCCAGCAGGCCUUCAGAAACAUCAUUUGCCAGUUUGAUGUAGCCAGUAUGUUUCUAAGUAAGUUUAAAUAAGUAAAGAGCAACCUGUGGGCUGCACACGUUGACACUGAAGGGCUCAGGGUUUAGUCUGGGACGAGGCAGCAGCCGGGUCUUCUCUUGGCCAUUUUUCCACCAAGGACACCAUCCUGAUUUUGUCCUGUUGAGCUUCAGAUGAGUUUUGUAAAUGUAUGCUACUGUUCUAUCACAUUUCCCCCUCACUCCAUUUAUUUCAUUUUUUGUUUGUUUUUUUUCUGUUGUAUGGUUUUGGGGCACCUGUCUGUCAUGCUCUCAACUUUAUACAUUUGUUUUCAAUUGAGGUUGAGUUUUUUUUCCUCACACUCACUAAACGAUCACUGUUGGAAAGAUUUACAUCUAUAGAGAAAAGGGGUUUCUUAUUUAGAGAGCGGUUGCUGUUCAUGUAGCAGAUCUUUUUGCUUCCACUUCUCCCAUGCUCCCUCUCCACCGCGGUGUUCAGGCUUCUUACAUGUGCAAUCCUCAAGUCCAGGAAAGUGGCUUCCUCUCUGAGUGUAAGACGGCAGCCUUUUGAUCAACACGCCAACUUUAAGUAAAAAAUGCAACAACAAAAAAAGUUAGACUGCAUGAUCAACAGAUUUUGUAUUUUUGGUCUUUUUGGAGAACCUGCUUUCAGGCACGUGCACUGUUUCAUACCAGAGGCCUUCCCUCAGGCUGCAGCCAACACAAAUAAUUCCUUAUGGGAGAUUCACAGCAGCCACAUCACAAACACUGUGAGCUCCGACUGUGGCUGAACAGUGCGUUCACUACAUGUAGCCGACCACAGUCGAGACCAUCGUCUGAUCUCUGCCUGGCUGAGUUGUGGAAGUUGCUCAUGUGCUUCUCUCAGGCUUCGUCUUCAUCAGUGAAACCUCUGCUCUUGUUUCUAAUGUUGGAUUUAGUUUUUCCAUAAGACGUGGGAUCAAUGAGUUGCCACACUGAGGACAGAUUUCUUUCUGGGAAUGCUAGACAGGUGUCUUUUUCCUCCUUUUACCUAUUUCCACUUCCUGACUGACCAAUUUUAUUACUAAUAUUGUAUAUUGUGGAUCUGAUUUGAGACCAGUGUUUCCACUGUAAAGAUGUCAUAUCUGACAUAUUUGUACCUAAUUUGAAACAACACAUUAAUGUUGAUUCCACACAAACCGAUAACUGUUAACAGCAAUUUGUUAUUGGAAUAUAGAACUUUAUCAAUGGCCUUAUUCAGAGCAUUUUUCUUUUCAUAAGAAGACAUUUUUCUUAACUUUUUUUUUUUUUUACUUUAAUGUAAGUCUGCUGUUUUGGGCAAAUGUUUGUACUGUUAGUCAUAUUUUUAAUGUGUUCUGAAAAUAAACAACAUUGGAGGUAUUAUGGACAAAAGCUCAGAUGUGUCAGGGUGCAGCGGACCACCUGUCUUCCAUCUAAUGCUCAGAAAGCAAACAAAAAAAUAUAUUGAUGGUGUUUCAAGACAGUUUAAUUUAAUUAGAUGGUUUUUUGGUGAAUGAUUUGUGAUAUUCUUGCCAUGAGUUAGCUGAAAAAUGCAAGUUUUCAACAAAAUACAUUCUGCAGAAUUAAAUUAAAGGGGUGCUGAGUUGAGCUUUUUCAUCUGUGGAGCAGCUCUCCAUCUGAGAGGUGCAGAUAGUUAGUAUUUAAGUGUUGUAGCUACAUGAUUUAAUAGUUGACAGAACUCACGCCUUUAACAAGCACUGCCAUGAGGGUUGAAUGUUGCACACAAUCAAAGGAUGCCUGGGUGUUAGAUUUUUUUUGUAUUUUCUGGUAGUUUCCUUCAGUAAGACCACUUCUAAAAAAAUACAUUUCUACUUUUAACCUUUUUAGAAAUAAUUUCCAAAUCAUAUAUUUUUUUUAGAAUGUGUGCUUUUUAACACUCCAAAGAGUGAUUUGAGUUUUUUUCUUUCUAACCACAGUCAACCUUUGUAUUGUGGUGGUGAUGUGCAGAUGCAGUAGCUUCUUUUUUGUUAUUAACUCCAGCACAUUAGAUUUUAAAGCCAACUCUGAACAUGAGGUUAAACUUCUGACUUUUAGCUUUAAUUUGGGAGUUUUUACAUCCAUUCUGGGUGAUUACUUUAGGACGAAUACUCAGUUUUUUGGACAAUGAUCAUACAGAUGAGUCAACCAGGAAGUUUUUUCUGAGUUCGUCACCUCUUUCAGUGAAUUUCUAAAGGCAAAGAAACCCUUCACAUUUGCUGGGAGUGAAUCUGGCUGCAGCAGAGGCCUGAUAGAGCAUUAUCAAACUGCCUGCUAAUGUCUGAGCGACAUCAGAGGGUCCAAAUAUGAAGCAUAACUGUAUUUAGGUUCAUUUGUCAAACACUUUUUGGACCGGGCACUUUGAAUAAAGAGACCUCCCAUUCCUCUGCUGUUCACCUGAACAUGGAUGCAACCCCACAUGAAAUAAAGCUACAAGUCAGGACUUUAUUCUGCAAGUAAUUCUUUAAUUUCAAAUUUAAUGUGCUGAAGUACAGAUGCAACACAGCAAAAACUGCUUCCCCAAAAUGCUCCCUUCUGUCAGGAUCUUAGGCCCCAAAAUAUUUACUGUAACUACAACCUACUGUUAUGGAGACAUUUUGUGUCAGAGGACACCGCUCUGUUAACGAGUACGGCUUCCUGCAACUAAUGAACACUGUCAUUGUUGAAUAAUCUGCUUACCAGAAUCUCAAUUAAUCAAUUGUUUCAUGUAUAAAGGGUCAGUUGGCACAAUUCCUUGGAUCACAGGGUUGUGUUUCAAAAUGUCCUGAUUUAUGUUUAUAAUGAUAUAAAAUAGCAGGUCCUCACAUUUUAAGAGCUGAAACCAGGACAUUUUUGCUUAGACGAUGACUCAAAAUGACACAUGGACUAUCUAAAUAGUUUCUGAUUACCUCCCAUAUAUGCACACAGAAAGCCUAAAAACGUCAGAAGCAAACUGAAUAGUUGGAAAUUCAUUAAUACUGGCUAAACCGCCCUCGUCUGGUGCUUAAAGCAGGAUAAAUAAAUGCUCCAAAUUAAUUGCAAAUGCUAUUUCCCCUCACAAUAUUCCUAGGCUGGACUGUUUGUUAAAAAAAUUCUGAUUUGAGCACUUACAAACUCCUUAUGAGCCAUUUUUUAAGAUAUCUUUUGGGGACACCCGUUCAUGUUUGCUAGGUGGGUUGAUGCCAAGACAAAUCGUAGCACACUGAGGACAAACACACACUCCCCCUCUCUCUCUCUCUGUAAACUGUGAGCCUUCUCAAUGCAGGACAAAACUUGAAACUGUGGACAGAACAGCAGCUUCCCCCCAUUUGGAGCAGGUCUGGCGAGUGUGUGUUGUCGAGCCUUAGUGAAGAAGUGCUUUUUGUUAUGCAAUGUUAAAGGGGGAGCAGAUGUCCCCCCUUUACAUAGUGGCCUCUGUACUGAACCCAGUGCCAAUGUAACCUCCCUCCUCUAACUCCAACAGUCUGUAUUUAAUGAGUCACAAUACAAACUGUCAUCACUUCAGUCACUUGUCAGGUGGGAUUUAUGACAUCAUGAGAUGUUUCAUGAGGUUCUGACAAUCGCCUGGUUUUCCUGACAAGUCAUUGAAAGUGUUUCAAGUUGUGUGUUGGCUCUAGUCUGGUUUAAUGAUGGUAGUAAAUGUGUUGAUGUAAGUGUUACUGAGGAAGACUGUGUGCGGUGUUUGAUAUUAGAGGUUUCUUUGGAUGUUUUCAGUCAGACACACACCUGCAAGAGGCCACGCUCAGAAACUUUUGGCCACUCUGGGGAUCCAUAACUGUUAUCUCUGGUUUAAAUCAACAUGCAUGUUUGUGUCACUGCCAGCAGAUCUUCAGUGUGGCUGAAGUGCAGCGGCGUCACGCAGGUGUGUUUGCUGAAAAUGUCUGAGCAGAGUGAAAUGAUGGCUUUGAAGGUAGUGCUGGUGCUUGUGUGACCUCAGUGCCGAUAAGCGUUGCGUACACUGUGAGUCUCUCUCCUCUCUGUCUCCUGUUUCUGCUGGACUUUGAUGUGUUUGUUAUACUCUGGAAAACUCGGUUUUCUUCAAUCAAGUUUGGUACAGACAAUAAAAACAGUAUUUCCACGUCAA
This is a messenger RNA of Epinephelus moara (kelp grouper), 5792 nucleotides long. RefSeq names its product microtubule-associated protein, RP/EB family, member 1b (gene mapre1b). The record is from RefSeq and is a predicted model, not a curated record. NCBI's taxonomy places the organism in Eukaryota, Metazoa, Chordata, Actinopteri, Perciformes, Serranidae. The transcript is spliced from 7 exons. Gene Ontology annotation, cellular component: cytoplasmic microtubule; microtubule organizing center; microtubule plus-end. The coding region runs from base 192 to 968 and encodes 258 amino acids. Gene Ontology annotation, molecular function: microtubule plus-end binding. Gene Ontology annotation, biological process: protein localization to microtubule plus-end; regulation of microtubule polymerization or depolymerization; spindle assembly.